Tachysurus vachellii is the source of this 1971-nucleotide messenger RNA. RefSeq names its product E3 ubiquitin-protein ligase TRIM35-like. The transcript is spliced from 6 exons. Bases 104 to 1651 code for a protein of 515 amino acids. Gene Ontology annotation, biological process: protein ubiquitination. NCBI's taxonomy places the organism in Eukaryota, Metazoa, Chordata, Actinopteri, Siluriformes, Bagridae. Gene Ontology annotation, molecular function: protein binding; ubiquitin-protein transferase activity; zinc ion binding. The record is from RefSeq and is a predicted model, not a curated record.
GGGUUUACGCACCGACGUUAAGUUUCAUUUCUAGGGAAAGAAAAACACGACACUUUUUAUUUCCUUUUUCAGCUUUAACUUUCAUUUCCUCUGAGGAUAACUCAUGGCGUCCUCAGUAGAAGACGACCUCACGUGUCCGGUGUGUUUAGAGAUUUUUCAGGAUCCACAGAUCCUCUCAUGUGGACAUACUUUCUGCCUCCGGUGUGUCGGACAUCAUCACCGUUUCUUCACCUUUUGCACUCGGAUAUGUCCCAUGUGUCUGCAGGUGAUACACCAGGAACCGGUGACCAACCUGGCUCUGAGGAACACCUGUGAGACCUAUCAGAGGGAGAAGGAGAGAAAGGAGAGAGAAGAGAGAAAGGAGAGAGAAGAGAGGGAGGAGGACGAACGCACUAAAUGUUCAUUGCACAGAGAGAAAAUCCUGUUUUUCUGUAGGGAUGAUGGAGUGACCAUAUGUCCUCAAUGCAGGAAAACUACUCAUAUGUCACACAAAGUUCAGCCUCUUACACACGCUGUACCUCAGCGCAAGGACCAAAUUAAAGCAGCUCUGCAUCCAGCUGAGAAAGUUCUAGAGUCUUUGCGGAAUGGCACAGCACUGGAGCGUAAAGUCACCAAAUACAUUGAGUGUCAAGCUGAGCAGGCAGAGAAGCAGAUAAAGGACGAGUUCGAGAAGCUUCAUCAGUUCCUCAGAGAAGAGGAGGAGGCUAGAAGAGCAGCACUGAGGGAGGAAGAGGAAGAGAAGAAAGAAAAACUGGAAGGAUGGACUGAACAAGAGUUAAAGUCCAUCUCUGAUAGGUUGCUGGAGGUGGAAGAAGAGAUGGCGAAUGAUGAUGUCACAUUCCUGUUGAAUUUUGACCAGAUUAUGAGACGGGCUCGGUACAGAAGGUCCGAUUCACAGCUGAGCUCCGGGUCUCUGAUCAACGUCUCCAAUCAUGUUGGAAAUCUGAGAUUCAGAGUGUGGGAAAAGAUGAAAGAUCUCUGUCCUUACUACCCAGUAGUCCUCGAUCCAAACUCUGCCCACAUCUCUGUGUCCGGUGAUCUGGUGUCUGGGAGCAGAUCCGUCCACAGGUUUUACUCCUCCAACCCCCUACAGAAGAACUCUAACCUGUUGGUUCUCGGUUCAGAGGCCCAAAAUGCCUCCCUCAACUACUGGGACGUGGAAGUGGGAGACAGCAAGCACUGGACCAUCGGUGUGUGUCGACGCUCAGCAGCUGGGAGAAACCACCCGCAGGACCUGACCCCUCAAAAUGGGUUUUGGGGUCUCUGCAGAAAUGGAGAUUUCUAUUACAUCUUAGGGUCCACAGAGACUCCGCUUCAGUUAAGGAGGUCUCCAAAAAUAGUGCGGGUGAAGCUGAUGCAACGCCUCGAUCUCAACAGCUGGAAACUUUCCUGGAUGUUGAGCUUUUCAGAUGCUUCCAAUGGAUCUGUGAUGGCUUGUAUUCGUGAUGUAGCCUUUAGGAGGGAUUUAUUUCCAUUUCUGAUCCCAGAGGAGAAAAACGCUUCUCUGCGCAUUGUUCCUGUGAAUGUAAACAUCACCAUGGAGAAGAAAUUAACCUUCUCAGACAGGCACAUGGACCUGAUACCUCUUUAUAUCAUUGGAUUCUUCGUGGUGCUUUUGAUGGUUUUGAUGCUUUGGCUGUUAAAAAAAUAAAAUGAAGGAAGUGAAAGUCAGAGGUUUUUUUUGGGUUGCAUUAUAAGAAGCACCUGAUAAGAAUAAUGUUUAAAUACUCAAGAUUAGACUGAUUAGAUUCUAAGCAGGAGUUUGCUUAUGUUUUAUUUACUAAACAAUCAUCAGAGGUAAAAAUGUACCAGGAUUUUCUUUAAUUUGAUGGUGAUCCUCUGUGUUGUUAUAUACUGUAACUGUAUAAUGAAAAGACACUAAUAUUCUAUUUUUUGCCAUAGUGACACAUUAUAAAUGUGUACAACUGUAUAAAAAAGAAACUAAAUAAAUAUGAAUAGUUCUGCAUGAAA